CUUCACCUCUUGGAGCAUCGCUGAGUUUGUCGCAAACCGCCGAGUGGUUCGGUCGUGUCUCUCCAGAGAAAAAGUCCAAAGGAAAAACUCACGCGCGCGCACUUGAACGUCUACGUCUGAUCGGCUCGAUUAAUCCGGCACACAGAAAGAAAAACACGGAUUAGGGUUUUGUUUGUGCUUCGAAUUAUCAUCCCACUGGAGGUAAUUUGUUUCCAUUAGACGACGUGCGGAGGACAUUGACAGCGUUUCAUUCGUCACAGAACUGUUAAUCAUCGCGGACAGUUUUCAGAUUUCAUCCUGUAAUGAUUAAUUAGUGCUCCGGUGAUUCCGUAAAUCCAUCAGGUGCACCGUUUCCCGAACCAGAUUAAACAUGUGAUAGUAUUGCGCCACAUUCAAUCAUGCGAUAAACCACCGGAAGAAGAGAUAGCGAAAAAAAGAGCGAGCGAAAAAUACAAUGCUGGUGAAAAAUAUGCCAAAAUUAAAUGUGAAUCAUCGCGAAUUAAUUGCAUUACCGAGGGCGGCGACAUCGGCGCUGGUGCUGAAGACGGCUAGCGCAGUGCUGUCGAUGAUGGUGCUGCUCCGGAAUGGCUGUCAAGCGGCCCCUUCUCUCGCUGCAAAAUCUUGGCCGGUGAUGAAAAAUUAUGACAUCUGGGGCACGACGCCAGCGGAACAGCUCUCGCGGGAGGCAGAUUUAUCAUUAUCGUCCUCGUUUUCACCCGGUUCGUCGCAAUUGAACUUACGCAAUGGGACCUCCUUUCGGCGCAGUCGAGUUUUCGGAAUGGAAGGAUUGAUGGAAAACGACAUUUUUGAUCUGGAUCGGAGCAAUGACUUUAACGGUGGACGCAACAGGACUAGACGGCGGAAUUCUAAGGUGCUCAACUUUUUCCCGGUCCCGGUGGAUGACGAGUGUCUUUCGGAGGACGGAUUGCGAACCGGCCAGUGCCUGAACACGUACGAGUGCCGCAUCCAGGGUGGAUCAGCGAGGGGCCAAUGUGCGCUCGGUUUCGGUGUUUGCUGCGUCUUCACCGCCACGUGCGACCAGGAAAUGGCCAACAACAUUACGUACUUCGUGUCCCCGAGCUUCCCGGCGCUGCUUCCACGGGACAUGUCACUGUGCAAGCUGAAGAUCAAGCUGAUGAGCGACGAAAUCACCCAGCUCAAAUUUGAUUUCAUCCAUUUUGCAUUGGGACAACCGAAUCGACGGACGGGAAUUUGCGAUGGCGAUGUGUUCAAACUAAUUGGGGGAGUGUUACCGUUUGACCUGUGCGGUCAAAACAGUGGACAGCAUCUGUACUACGACCUGAACCCGAAGAGUCGGGCGGACGAGGAGAUUGAACUGUUCAUGAACUUUUCGCCGCGGUCUUUCACACAACGGCUGUGGGAAAUUAAGAUUACGCAGAUACCGUUCAGUCAACGGGCACCGAGUGGAUGUAUGCAGUAUUACACGGGGCUGGAAGGAGUUAUACAAACGUUUAAUUUUGCGGAAAAUGGAAGACAUUUGGCGAAUCACAAUUACCGAGCGUGCAUACGGCAGGAGAAAGGCAUGUGUUCGGUUGCUUACGAGCCGUGUGAUGAUCAAUCCUUCAGGAUAGGAAAUCCUCUAUCGGAUGCCGGUGGAAGCUCCCCAGGUGGUGGUUUUCCUGGAGGGUCGUCAGGCGGGCCUGGUGGUUCAGCUGGACCAGGUGGGACUCUUGGUGGACCUGGUGGAACGGGAACGUUUUCGGAUCCGGCAAUAGCAAGUGAUCCACUAGCUCCGGUAGCUGACAUUCCUGUUGUUGAUGACUUGGUGCCCGCAGCAGAUGGUGAGGGCAGUCCAGGAUUGUUGGAUUCACCAGCAGAUGAUGCAGUGGCCGCAGACGAACCGGAAGUAGCUGCAGAUGAACCGGCAGCAGACGAACCAGUAGCGGAUGAGCCAGCGGCAGAUGAACCACAGGCAGACGAUCCGGAUGCUGCCGACGAAGGUUCUGGAGGGGGUGGUGGUGGCUUCUUCGACAGUUUCUUCCCGUCGUUCUUUUCGCGAAGCAUUUUCGAUUCGUAUCGCAGCUUCGAAGGAUCUCAUCGGCAAGGCCGACAAUACGGCGGUUAUUCACGGCAGUUUAUUUCCAACUGUCGGGACCGCAUCACCCUUCCUUGUAUAGUAGAAGAUUUCAUCGGCGCUGGGAUGGGUGACUUGCCCAGCUGUAUUCCGGUGCAUUGUGGGAAUUCACUUUGUCCGUUGGGGGUGUCUCCAUGUCGGGUGGAAACUUCGGUGACCCCGUUCGGGUUGGGGAUUCAUUUUGGGGAAGGCACGGACAAGGGAAGUCCAGAGGAUAACAUUGGAGCCUGUUUGAGGUACAAUCAACUUCCGUGUGCAGGGUAGAUGGGUUUAGUGAUAGGAAUAACGAGUGUGUGCGUGUAUAUUUAUUAGCUGUGAGUGCUUGCCAGUAAUUAAAUGUGUAAAAUCUG
Molecule: messenger RNA, 2445 nt
Organism: Aedes aegypti (yellow fever mosquito)
Lineage: Eukaryota; Metazoa; Arthropoda; Insecta; Diptera; Culicidae
Exons: 5
Coding region: 455-2359 (634 amino acids)
Source: RefSeq, a predicted model, not a curated record